Messenger RNA from Neospora caninum, 807 nucleotides. RefSeq lists its product as hypothetical. The record is from RefSeq and is a predicted model, not a curated record. The coding region runs from base 1 to 807 and encodes 268 amino acids. Lineage: Eukaryota; Apicomplexa; Conoidasida; Eucoccidiorida; Sarcocystidae. The transcript is spliced from 8 exons.
AUGGCUGCAGUGGUUGCCGGCGGCGGAGCGCCUCCGCCACCCCGGCCGAACGCGCCGGCGGCAGCGCCGCGGAACCAGCCGCCUGGAGGCUCCAAGGGUCAGUUUCCGACUCGCGAGGACUCUCCGCGCAUGCGCCCUUUUUCUGCGCUGCUGCCUCCACGCCUUUCCUCUGUGGUCCUGUCUUUCUGCGUCGGCUCCUCUGUUCAAAUCGGCCGCAGGAUUGUUUCCUACUUUUUCUGGGUCGGCCUCCUCUACCUCCUCGGAGCCAUCGUCCUUGUCACAGGUUUCCAGUAUACGGUGCCUCGAGUCGAUACGGAGAUUGCUUGUCCUAUGAAGCCCAGUGUCUACCUCUUCUCCGGCGCGUGGUUUUUGCAGAGCCUUGUUCUCUUCUUCACAUGCUGGGGUUACUCAACCAUCAGUGCGUCCUCCUCCACCGCGUCGGUCUCGACGCCUGCGCCCAUCGACGACAGCCAAGCGACCGGCCUCCGCUUCGAGCGUCUCACGACGGGGUUGUCUGUGCUGGGCGUUUUCGUGAAGACCGUGCCGACUUGGAUUCGCCUCUUUCACGUAUUCAACAUGUGCCAAACAAUCGUUUGGAUCCUUGAUCUUCUUCUCCUCCCGGAAUGCAAUGAAUCAGGGUUGAGGUGGAUUGUGGCGAUCAUUCUCGUCUUCUGGUGGAUCGUCGUCGCGGUCGGCGUCCUCGCGAAGCGGCGCAUCUUCGUGCCGCCUGCCCUCUAUGACCCCAUUCGUCCCGGACAGGGGGCUCUCCGAUCUAUACGGCAUUUGCUUCGAGGAUUUGGGCCUUGA